Molecule: messenger RNA, 1268 nt
Organism: Halteromyces radiatus
Lineage: Eukaryota; Fungi; Mucoromycota; Mucoromycetes; Mucorales; Cunninghamellaceae
Exons: 1
Coding region: 54-1220 (388 amino acids)
Source: RefSeq, a predicted model, not a curated record
CUUUCUUUCUUUCUUUCUUUUUUUUUUUUUUUUUCUUAUCAAAGAUAAUAACUAUGAUCUUAUCUACUCCUGAUCCUAACCCAUCUUCUUCUAGUUUAUUACGAAAACUAUCCACAAAAGAACCUUCUUUAUUUAGAAAUAAUAAAACUCGACGUAUCAAUACAUCACCUACUCCUUCAGCUACUUUAAGUCGUAUUCAAACAUUUGGUCGUACUUGGUUGAAUCCUUUUACUCGCAAUAGUAAAAAUCAAUCAUCAUCAUCAUCACCAUCCAUUGAACCACCUAUAAAUAUCUUUUCUCCUUCCAAUCAUCUUUCUACAAGACCAAUAUUAAGUAGACGUCGACCUUUAUCUCAUUUUAGUCAAGAUCAAAAGAAACCAUUACCAUCUUCUAUUCAUUCAAAACAACCACAUCGACGGCCUUAUAGUACUUUUGUUACUAAAGCACCUUUGAACACAACAUCAAGUACAACCUCUUCUUAUUCAUCAUCAGCUUCAUCCACAUCUCUGGCAUCAAAAUCAUCAUCAUCAUCAACAAACGUUGAAUGUUGUCCUUGUUGUUAUACGCCAUCUCCUACAUUUAGUAGUACGACCUCUUCUUCUUCCAUUACGAACAUGACAUCCAAUCCACAAUCUGACCUGGAGCCAAUCACUGCACUUGAUUUUUUAUUAGAUGAUCGACAACAACAACAAAAACAGCAACAGCAUCAAGAUAGUGGUCAUGCAUUCUUUCAACAAGUGACAGAAGAAUCAUCUCAUAACAACAAACCCAAAAAAGUAGGGACGAUGCAUCGCAUCUCCGUACCUGUCCGGUCAUGCAGUAGUUUAUUUCAACAACAACAACAACAAAAUUCAAUCACUAGUUCUGACAUCAAAUCAUCUUCUAUAUCAUCAUCAUCAUCAUCAUCAAAACAACCUCUUUUUACGUCCUUACCAUCUACACCCACUGGGUCCAUCUCUUUUCAAUGGCAACCACAACAAUCCCGCAAAAGAUUAACAUCCUUAGAAAGUCCGCUUUUACCUUCGCGCGCCCGCUCCGUGUUUGGGAAACUGGAUCAUCAACAAAAAGAACAAAAGGCUAUUUUGGCUUGGCGUACCACCGUAACACAGUUAAUCCAACAAAAAGAAGAAUGUCAACAACAAGAAAAGCAACAGCAAUGGCCACUUUCUUCUUGCGUUACAAACAGGGUAAUUUCUUUUGCAUAUAAGCAAAAAAGUUAGUCUUACACACACACACACAGACUGAUAUAUAUCUAUAUUUUUUUUUUU